CAACAGGCACUGACGGCCUCUGACUUCAAAUUGUCAAACAUGCCAGUCUUCAAACCCAUGCUGAUGUUUGCAGCUUUCUUUUCCAUCUUGGGAUUUGCUCAGAGUGAAAAAUUGCCAAGUUUUGACCUGCUGGAGGAGUUUCGACUGAAUGAGUUGAGAGGCGUGAGGAGGGUGGAUGGAUCUCAACCUGAGGCUGUGGCUUACCGUGUCAACCCCUCCAUCCAUCUACGGAGAACCAUGAGAGAUGUCGUAAAUUUCAUGGUCAUGCCUCUCGCCGUACCGUCAGCCAUCUCUGAGGUUAACCUCCAAGCAGCUGACUCUGCCUACUACACGCUGGGAAUCCGUGGAAAUGCAGGAGACUAUGGCAAUAUUGGUGAGACCGGCCCAAAAGGUGAAGAAGGAAGCAAAGGUGAAAAAGGGAUGAGAGGAACCUGGGGGCAAGUGGGGGACAGAGGUCCUAAAGGGCUGAAAGGAUUAAAAGGGGCAGCAGGGUUUAAGGGCAUUCGAGGACCUCCUGGAGACAAUGGGGAGACUGGGAAACUUGGAAUAGUUGGCACCAAAGGUCUUAAAGGCUAUGGAGGGAUUCCUGGGUUUCAAGGAGUAAAGGGCCAAAAGGGAACGAUGGGCGCAACUGGGCGGCUUGGCUCCAGAGGAAAGCAGGGUAUCGUGGGGGAUCCUGGGGAAAGAGGAGCUCCUGGAGAGAAGGGGAAGCCCGGUAUCCAAGGACUUGGGGGCAGAGCUGGCACCAUUGGACCAAAAGGUAUUAUUGGAGACCCAGGUUUACCAGGUAGAGACGGUGAUCCAGGAAUCGAGGCGUAUCAAGGACCACAAGGUCCCAGUGGAAAAAAUGGACAUAGUGGAGUAAAGGGGGAAAAGGGUACCCUGGGGCCAGCAGGAGAAAUGGGCCCCCAGGGCCAAACCGGCCCAAGAGGUUACAAGGGUUCUGCAGGAAAGCCAGGAAGACCAGGAUUUAUUGGCCCAGCUGGACCUACUGGUCACAUAGGUGUUCCUGGAAAACCAGGACCCAAGGGGGACACAGGGAUCCAGGGGAUCAGAGGAGGAAAAGGUGCACAGGGAAAAAAUGGAGUUAAAGGCCCAAAGGGAAGGGAUGGGGACAGGGGUGACCAGGGUCCUCAGGGGAAACGAGGGGAACGUGGCCCUGCAGGUCCACCUGGUCAUUCAGGUCCAGUUGGAGUCAAAGGGAUCCGAGGUGAGGGAGGACCGGAUGGUUUUCAGGGACUUCCAGGCCCCCCUGGCCCAAGCCUCCCUGUCGCACAUGUGAUCGAGGUCUGUAAGAAAGUGGUCCUGGAGCAGAUGUCCACCUUUGCUAACUCAGUGAAGAGGACCUGCGCUGCUGUUUGUCCUCUCUACGGGGAUGUUCCCAUGGGUGCUCCAGGGCCCCCUGGACAGAAAGGACCCCCAGGACCUCCUGGGGAUCCUGGUAAUGACGGUGCUGCUGGAGAAAUGGGCCCACCGGGCAUUUAUGGAGAAACUGGAGAUCCUGGUCGACGAGGAGAAACAGGUAAUAGAGGGGAGCGAGGCGAUAAAGGAGCCAAAGGUUAUGGCUUACCAGGCUUCACCGGAGAUCAGGGGUCCAAGGGUCAGCGUGGACAUCCUGGCAGAGCCUUUAACGGCCAGCCUGGGAAACAGGGUGAGAGGGGACACGGAGGUAGACCAGGCCUCAGGGGCCACCCAGGCCUCAGAGGACCUCCAGGGGUGUGCGUCACUUCUGGGUGUGCUGCGCUGAACUCCACCAGUGGGGCACAGCAGCCGUCCCCAUCGAGGCCGAGGACCCGACCCUAA
This is a messenger RNA of Nematolebias whitei (Rio pearlfish), 1803 nucleotides long. Its product is annotated as collagen alpha-1(I) chain. NCBI's taxonomy places the organism in Eukaryota, Metazoa, Chordata, Actinopteri, Cyprinodontiformes, Rivulidae. The transcript has 23 exons. The annotation marks the transcript as partial. The record is from RefSeq and is a predicted model, not a curated record.